AUGAAUAUCAGGUGUUUGUGGUGGGACACGAUUGGGGCGCGCACCGCCGUCUGGCAUCUGAGUUUUUCUCCGCCAGAUAGAGUCAAAGGAAUCGUUUAUCUCUCGGUUCUUCUUCUUCUCUUUCUUCUUCUUCUUUCUCUCACUCUGUUUUACAUGGAGAUGAGUUUCAUAAAGUUUAGGAAAUUAAUACAGGAAUCAGGAAGCAGAGAGGGCUUUUGCGAAAUACGAUGCUUGACAGUAAUCAAGAAGUUUUUGCUGAUCAACCAUGGCGAUGUACCGGUAGCACCUCCUGGAAUUGAGAUUAUCGAUCACAUGGAAAUUCCUUCGGCCAUCAGAGAGCCUUCGAUGUCAAUUCUGCGCACGGGAGGUCGAUUCUGA
Messenger RNA from Lactuca virosa, 378 nucleotides. The record is from the annotation of a GenBank genome assembly. Lineage: Eukaryota; Viridiplantae; Streptophyta; Magnoliopsida; Asterales; Asteraceae.